UGAAGGAGCAUUCCAUCAUGUGAGCUCCUACCUACAUUCUGAAGUAGUACCGUUUAGACACAAUUUUACUCCCUUGGUGAGAACUAGGCCAGGCAGCUUUAUUUGACUAGCAAGCUCAUAGCUUCAAAGACAAUAGAGACUUCAACAAAGAACAACCAAUACCACAAGUUAUUCUUAAUUGGGGGAAAACGAGAAGUUCCAGUAGCUCAGUUUAAAUACUAGCAUUUGAGGAAGUAGGUAGUGGUGGCAGCUGUUUCAUGUGCUAUUGAUUUUGCAAGUUUCUUCUUGACUUGAAGGGGAAAGAAAGUACUCCAUAUCAUUCAUCUUAGUGAACUAUUUUGCUUUGUACAGGAGUCGACACCAACUUGACGGCACAACUUUACAUUUAUUCUCUUUUUGCUACUGGAUCUGAAGCUGUGAGGUGUCUUUGUUGUUAUCUCCAUCUAACAUUGUUCUCCCCAGGAAUAAGACACUUUUCUGCCUUAAAGCAACCCAUAGAAUGUUUAGCAGGUGGCUUUUAAUUGAAAAAAACUGUUUGAUUUUCUACACGAUGAAGGAAGAGAAGAGAUACGUGUGCCUACCUUUGGGCAUCAGGGCAAUUCAUCCUUGGAGCACAAGUAGAUUGCUUUUCUUCAUACUCUCCCUGUUUCCAAAGAUGAUGUCAGCCAUACAGUUUCCUAAAACCUUGCCCUGUGAUGUGCAUAAUGUCUCAGGUACUUAUAUAACAGUGGAUUGCACUGACCGUCGUCUCACAAAAUUCCCAGAAGGAAUUCCUAGCAGUGUUACCAACCUGACACUUUCCAUUAAUCACAUCCCAGGGAUUGACCAGAUUUUCUUUGAGCAUCUUGAGAACCUUCUGGAGAUUGAUUUCAGGUGCAAUUGUGUACCUGCCAUGUUGGGGCCUAAGGAUCAUGUGUGCAACAGGAGUCUGCAGAUCAAAACAGACAGUUUUGCCAAACUCACCAAGUUGGAAUCAUUGUAUUUGGAUGGAAAUCAGCUUUCAGAGGUUCCACGGGGUCUACCUCCUAAGUUACGUCUUCUAAGUCUUGAAGCAAACAACAUUUCUUCUGUCAAGAAAGAUAAUUUUUCAGAACUUAAGAACCUAGAACAUCUUUUCCUAGGGCAGAACUGCUAUUAUCGCAACCCCUGCAAUCACUCCUUUAAAAUUGAGGGAGCAGCCUUCCAGAACUUAAGGAACUUAACAGUGUUGUCCUUGAAAGCUAAUAACUUAUCAGAAGUCCCACAGAAUCUGCCAUCCAGUUUAAAGGAACUGUAUCUUUAUAACAACUUGAUUCAAAAUGUCAGUGAACAUGAUUUAAGCAACCUUCAUAAUUUGGAAAUUCUUGACUUAAGUGGCAACUGCCCUCGCUGUCACAAUACUCCAUAUACUUGUACAGAAUGCCCCAACAAAAGGAUUACAAUCCACCCUAAGGCCUUUGAUUCCUUGAAGCAAUUAAAAACUCUGCGGCUACACAGCACCUCCCUUGACUCAGUGGAUCCUAACUGGUUUAAGAAUACGGUGUAUCUUGAAGUGCUUGAUCUUUCACAAAAUUAUUUAGCUAAGGAAAUUGAGCAUGCUCAAUUUCUAAAGUUCCUUCCCAACCUUGUGGAGCUGGACUGGUCUUUCAAUUUUGCACUGCGUGAAUAUCCUUCAUAUAUGAGUCUAUCGGAUACAUUUUCUUAUCUUGUUAAUCUGGAAAUUUUAAGGAUCAGAGGCUAUGUUUUCCAGGACCUGGAAAAGCACACUCUACAUAAGUUAAUUCCUCUUAAAAAGCUUCGUUUGCUUGACUUUGGAACUAAUUUUAUCAGGAAUGUGGACUUGAGUAUGUUUAAAAAAUUCCAUGCUCUGAAAACCAUAAACCUUUCCUUCAAUAAAAUAUCCCCUCUUUCAAAUGAAUCCAGUAAUAUAUUUUACUCUGUUCCCAGGUCUUCAGGAACAGACUCAGUACUGGAUCAAAGUAACAGCAUUAUGUUGCAAGAUAUGACUUAUUUCAGAUACGAUGAAUAUGGACGAAGUUGCAAAUCUAAAGAAGUAGAGGCUGCUCGUUCCUUGCCUUUUGCCACUGAGCCUUGUAGCAAAUACGGUAAAAUGCUAGAUUUAAGCAGAAACAACAUGUUUUUUAUCAACCCCACUGAUUUCAAGCAACUCAGUUUUCUUAAGUGCAUUAAUUUGUCAGGAAAUGCUAUGAGCCAAACUUUAAAUGGAACUGAAUUCCACUCUUUGCCUAACUUAAAAUACCUGGAUUUUUCAAAAAAUCGUCUUGAUUUACUAUAUCCAACUGCCUUUAAAGAGCUGAAAAAAUUGGAAGUUCUAGACCUUAGUGAUAACAGCUAUUAUUUCCAGGCUGAAGGGAUCACUCACAUGUUGGGUUUUACCAGAAAUUUGCAUUCUUUGAAGACAUUGAUCAUGAACGGGAAUGAGAUUUCUAUGUCCACUGAUAAAGGAAUGGCAAGUACAUCACUCCAAACAUUGGAAUUUAAAAAGAAUCACUUAGAUGUGCUAUGGAAAGAUGGAAAUACUGAAUACUAUUCAUUCUUCAAGAACCUAAGCAGCCUAAAGCACCUUGACAUUUCUGACAAUUCUCUGACUUUUUUACCUCCUGGUGUGUUUGAUGGCCUGCCUGAAACCCUUAAGGAGCUCAGGCUGGCCGACAACAAACUGAAGUCUUUUAACUGGGGGAAACUUCAGGUUCUGGUGCAUUUGGAGGUCUUGGAUCUUAGAAAUAACCAGCUGAGUACAGUCCCCCGUGAGUUGUCAAACUGCUCUAGGACACUUCGAAACCUCACACUGCAAAACAACAGAAUCAAAAAGCUGACAGAUCAUUUUCUUCAAAAUGCUUCUAAUCUAAAAUAUUUAGAUCUCAGUUUUAAUAAGAUCAAAACGCUUAAGAAUUCUAGCUUUCCAAAGGACAUUCUCAACAAUCUGACAACAUUGCUUUUACAUGGCAAUCCUUUUAAAUGUAAUUGUGAUAUGGUGUGGUUUGUCUGGUGGGUCAACCAGACUAAUGUGACUAUUCCUUUCCUGGCAACAGACGUAACUUGUGUGGGUCCAGGUGCCUGGAGAGGUAAAAGCGUGGUCUUGUUGGAUUUGGACACCUGUGAGCUGGACUUAUCCCAGAUCCUAUACUUAUUGUCAGUCUCAGUAAUUCUGUUUCUAAUGAUUACUACAGUUACAAGCUACCUGUAUUUCUGGGAUGUGUGGUAUAUCUACCACUUCUUCACUGCCAAGUUAAAAGGGUAUAAACCCCUAUUUUCAUCUGAAGUUGUGUAUGAUGCUUUUGUUGCCUAUGAUAAGAAAGAUCCAGCAGUCGCUGAAUGGGUCCAGGAAGAAUUAAUCGAAAAACUGGAAGAUGAGAAAGAGAAACCAUUCAAUUUAUGUUUGGAGGAAAGAGACUGGAUACCAGGACAGCCAGUUUUGGAUAACCUUUCUGAGAGUAUACAAGGGAGCAGAAAAACUAUAUUUGUGCUGACAAAUAGGUACAUCGCAAGUGGCAACUUUAUGACAGCCUUUUAUAUGGCACACCAGCGUCUUAUGGAGGAAAAAAUAGAUGUAAUCAUACUUAUAUUUCUUGAAAAGGUUCUGCAAAAAUCAAGGUAUCUCCGCCUCCGGAAGAGACUGUGCAGUAACUCUGUCCUCGAAUGGCCAACUAACCCACAGGCUCAGUGUUAUUUCUGGCAGUGUCUGAAAAAUACACUCACAACCAACAAUAACAUGAGCUAUAACAAGUUUUUUAAAGAAAAAGUAUAGCUUGGUCACAUUCUAGGAAAAUGUUUGUAGGUAAAGUAUACUGAGGGAAUCUUCAUGCAAGACAUUUUAAAGCACUGGAAAUAGAACUGGACAGUAGCAGCUCUUAAGCCAUUAAGCACCUUUUUUCCUGUUGUGUAAGACUCUGAGCUUGAGGCAAGGGCUGCAAAAGAAGUCCAAUUUGUCAUGAGACAGUAUAUAAGAAGUAUCUGGAAUAAGCAGGGGUUUUUGAGCCCGCAAAAAGACCAGAUGGUAAAGAGAAAUGGAGGGGAAAGGUUGCAAGUAUAAACUUCUGUAGCCACAAUUAACAGUGGCUUGUGUCUAUCUGUCUCCUGUUUUCCCCCUUCCAUACCCCAUUUGGAAGGAGAAGCGAAACAAGAGAAGCCAUCAUAACCUUGGACCUCACUGGUAGCAUCAUCCCCAGCUGAAGAAACCAAGAGAUGUUUUGCACUAGUUGAACAUCUAGUAAUGCUGUUAACAAAGAUAAAAUAAAAUAAAUCAACCCUU
This is a messenger RNA of Hemicordylus capensis (graceful crag lizard), 4252 nucleotides long. RefSeq names its product toll-like receptor 7. The transcript is spliced from 3 exons. NCBI's taxonomy places the organism in Eukaryota, Metazoa, Chordata, Lepidosauria, Squamata, Cordylidae. The record is from RefSeq and is a predicted model, not a curated record. The coding region runs from base 500 to 3748 and encodes 1082 amino acids. Gene Ontology annotation, biological process: toll-like receptor 7 signaling pathway; canonical NF-kappaB signal transduction; toll-like receptor signaling pathway. Gene Ontology annotation, molecular function: pattern recognition receptor activity; protein binding. Gene Ontology annotation, cellular component: plasma membrane.